UGUGGAGGUCUUGGACAGUGCCUGUGGAGUGAGUAAGCUGAGCCAAGCUACCAUUGGUGGCAUUAACAAAAAUGGUUUUCAGGCUCUCACCAUGUGGCAGAAAUUGCAGCUAUACUACCAAGGGCUUCUGGGAAAUGGAGACAAGAGGACAGACAGUUGGCCUCUGGUCCACUCUCCUGUGCCUGUGGCUUCUAUCUUCCUGUGCUACCUGUUCAUUAUCUGGGUGGGACCAAAGCUGAUGGCCAAAAGGCAGCCCGUCAACCUCAAACCUGUGUUGAUAGUUUACAACUUUGCCAUGGUCUGCCUGUCAGCAUACAUGUUCUAUGAGUUCACAGCCUCGUCCUGGUUGGCGCGAUACAGUCUCCUGUGCCAGCCUGUGGACUACAGUGACAGCCCGCUGGCCAUGAGGAUGGCCAAAGUGUGCUGGUGGUUCUACUUCUCUAAAGUCAUAGAGCUCAGUGACACUAUGUUUUUCAUUCUGAGGAAGAAGAACAGUCAGCUGACCUUCCUCCAUAUUUACCAUCACGCCACUAUGAUCUUCAACUGGUGGGCCGGGGUUAAAUAUGUGGCUGGUGGCCAGUCUUUCCUGAUUGGUCAGAUUAACUCCCUGGUCCAUGUGGUCAUGUAUCUGUACUACGGCCUCGCAGCUUUUGGACCGGGAAUGACGAAAUACCUCUGGUGGAAACGCUACCUCACAACUCUGCAGCUGAUCCAGUUUUUCAUUGUAACCAUCCACACCACCUACAACUUGUUUGCUGACUGUGACUUCCCUGACUCCAUGAACGUGGUGGUGCUGGCCUACUCACUCAGCCUCAUUGCGCUCUUCAGUAACUUCUACUACCACAGCUACCUCGCCAAAAAGAAAGACAAGAAGACAUAGACAUAGAGAGAGACAGAGGGAGACCAAUCAGGUGCAUAUAACAUGCACACAGAAGGAGAGAAAAGAGCUGACAUGAAAGGAUUUAAAAACAGAAAGGUGGUGCGCAGAAGACAAAGGAGAGACAACAGAGGAGAUUAAAAAAAACAACGUUUGUUUGUUAUGUUAAUUUUUGAUGGUAAUUGCAGUUUGAUUUUAUACGAACAAAAACAUUACCAUAUGAAAACCUUUACGAUGACAUCUGAAAAUAAUACAGUGCAUUAAUGUUUAUAAUAAAUGAGAUUUGUCACCAUU
Messenger RNA from Notolabrus celidotus (New Zealand spotty), 1171 nucleotides. RefSeq names its product ELOVL fatty acid elongase 8a (gene elovl8a). The transcript has 8 exons. NCBI's taxonomy places the organism in Eukaryota, Metazoa, Chordata, Actinopteri, Labriformes, Labridae. Gene Ontology annotation, cellular component: endoplasmic reticulum membrane. Gene Ontology annotation, biological process: fatty acid elongation, saturated fatty acid; very long-chain fatty acid biosynthetic process; fatty acid elongation, polyunsaturated fatty acid. Gene Ontology annotation, molecular function: fatty acid elongase activity. The record is from RefSeq and is a predicted model, not a curated record. The coding region runs from base 92 to 880 and encodes 262 amino acids.